GGCCAGUUCGCAGAGCUGGUGAGAAGGUGCGCAGAGCCCGGACGCGGUGCCUGGCACCAGGCAAGCACAUGCCAUCACGCUGCCCAGUGUCGUUAUUCUCUGGGGAAAUUGCGUCCCAAAGAAAGUGAGUGUGUGCGCGUGUGAGUGCUGCGGUGGCGGGGGAGGGGGGGUUCCUUGCCCCAGGUCAGAGGCACAGCCGGGACUGCGUCCCCGACGCCCUUGCGGCCGCUGAGCCCCGCGCAGCGGAGAAGCGCAGGGUCCGCGUGCCCAUGGCCGCAGGCAGACCCUGGACCGUUUCCUUCCCGAGCCCCGCGAGCGGGAACGGGCAGCGGCCCGCGGAGGUGGAGGGAAGGCGCGGCGGGGCCCGCGGGCGUGCGCACCAUGACGCGCAGAGGCUGGGCGGGCGCGGGGCGGGGCGGCCACGUGGGCUGCAUAUAAGGGCAGUCGCUGGGCGCUGAGAGGCAGAGAGGUUUUGUCUGGGAGCUGGAGCCCAGGCGCAGCCGCAGCCCGAACCCGAGCCGCGCCGCCCGGCCGCUCUGCCGGCCCCGCCGCUCUGCCCCGUGCCCCCAGCCACAGUCGGCUCGUCUCGCGGCCCCGCGCUCGCCCCCGCGGUCCCUCUGCUCAAUGAAAUUGGCCGCGAUGAUCAAGAAGAUGUGCCAGAGCGACUCGGAGCUGAGUAUCCCGGCCAAGAACUGCUACCGCAUGGUGGUCCUCGGCUCGUCCAAGGUGGGCAAGACGGCCAUCGUGUCGCGCUUCCUCACGGGCCGCUUCGAGGACGCCUACACGCCCACCAUCGAGGACUUCCACCGCAAGUUCUACUGCAUCCGCGGCGAGAUCUACCAGCUCGACAUCCUCGACACGUCCGGCAACCACCCCUUCCCCGCCAUGCGGCGCCUCUCCAUCCUCACUGGAGACGUGUUCAUCCUGGUGUUCAGCCUGGACAACCGCGACUCCUUCGAGGAGGUGCAGAGGCUCAAGCGGCAGAUCCUCGACACCAAGUCUUGCCUCAAGAACAAAACCAAGGAGAACGUGGACGUGCCCCUGGUCAUCUGUGGCAACAAGGGGGACCGGGACUUCUACCGCGAGGUGGAGCAGCGCGAGAUAGAGCAGCUGGUGGGCGCCGACCCCCAGCGCUGCGCCUACUUCGAGAUCUCGGCCAAGAGGAACAGCCGCCUGGACCAGAUGUUCCACGCGCUCUUCGCCAUGGCCAACCUGCCGCGCGAGAUGAGCCCGGACCUGCACCGCCAGGUAUCGGCGCAGCACUGCGAGGCGCUGCACAAGAAGGCGCUGCGGGGCAAGAGGCUGCGGCGAGCGGGCGGCGACCGGGACGACGCCUUCGGCAUCUUGGCGCCCUGGGCGCGCAGGCCGAGCGUGCACAGCGAUCUCAUGUACAUCCGCGAGAAGGCCAGCGGCGGCGGCCAGACCAAGGACAAGGAACGCUGCGUUAUCAGCUAGGAACUCCCGCCCCGCGCGGGCGCAAAACCUCAGGAGGCCCUCUUGUCCAAGAGUCUAGUGUCCGGGCCGUGUGUCCCGAGCCCCGUGUGCGCGCGCGCGCGCGCAGACGGGCGUCUUCCUUCCCAGCACUCCAGCCUGUUCACUGGGGAGACUCAAAGGAACCGAGAAGGGACCAUCAUCUGCUCCAGAAGGAAAGAGAGCUGAGCCCGGGCUCCCCCAACCUCCGAUCCCCCGUUGGCGCCCGCUAGCCCCACUCGCCCAGCAGAGGGUGAAUUUGCCUUGUUUCUCACAAAGACCUAAGAACGGGGGUGGGAAUGGGAGUUAAUCAGCCACCACUGGGCUUUCAGCAAUGGGUCCUGCCGGCUGGAGGGCCAGGACAAACGGGGCAUUAUCUGUGAUUGGGGGUUGCCAUGACAGCUGGCCUGAAACUUGAGGGCGGGGUCCGAUCGUAGGGAGUGACUUGUUUACAUGUGUGUGCAACUGCACAAAGCAAAACAUAAAUCUUGCACUUUAUAGUAGUUCUGGUGUCACCGUUGGACAUGAACAAAAUCUUACCUAGGUGUUUGUACUGUGUCUUUGAAGUUAGUCUUGUUACUGGUUUUUUAAUAUAAAAUAA
This is a messenger RNA of Balaenoptera musculus (blue whale), 2071 nucleotides long. RefSeq names its product ras related dexamethasone induced 1 (gene RASD1). Gene Ontology annotation, molecular function: GTP binding; GTPase activity. Lineage: Eukaryota; Metazoa; Chordata; Mammalia; Artiodactyla; Balaenopteridae. Bases 625 to 1455 code for a protein of 276 amino acids. The record is from RefSeq and is a predicted model, not a curated record. The transcript is spliced from 2 exons.